AUGAAGACAGCAGCGCUCCGUUUGAUGCUGUUUGCAGUUCUCUUCGUUCUCGCUGCAGCUUGGACGAAACAAGAUUAUGAGAUCUUCCGUCUCCAAGAUGAAUUUACCGCAGCAGAAGGCGUAAAUGUGACAUUCUACGACUUUCUAGGGGUCCGAACAAACGCCAAUCAGGAUGAGCUCAACAAGGCCUACCGUAAGAUGUCAAAACUGCUCCACCCCGACAAAGUCAAGCGCACAUUCAUCGCGAACAGCUCGAAAGACAAGAGCAAAUCCAAGAGCAGCCAGAAAGGCGUACACGUCAACCGCGGUCCUACCAAGCGAGAAAUUGAUGCCGCCGUCAAGGAGGCCCACGAGCGCGCCCAGCGCCUGAACAUCGUCGCGAACAUCCUCCGUGGUCCGGGUCGUGAGCGCUACGACUACUUUUUGAAGAACGGCUUCCCCAAAUGGAAGGGCACGGGGUACUAUUACUCGCGGUUUCGUCCCGGUCUCGGGUCUGUCCUCCUUGGACUGCUCCUGGUCUUCGGCGGUGGCGCUCAUUAUGCUGCUCUUAUUCUCAGCUGGAAGCGUCAACGUGACUUUGUAGACCGGUACAUCCGCCAGGCUAGGAGAGCUGCAUGGGGUGAUGAGCUGGGUGUUCGUGGCAUCGGCGCCGCGCCUUCUCCGGCCUCUGUUCCGGCUCCGGACGCUGGCGAUGCUGGUGCCAUGCCUAUGAACCGUCGCCAAAAACGGAUGAUGGACCGCGAAAACCGCAAGGAGAAGAAGGGAGGUUCAAGAGCAGGUUCGCGAAGGAGCGGAACUGCUACUCCGACAAGCGAGACUGUUGAGCCAGCAGGGGAGAGAAAGAGAGUCGUUGCUGAAAACGGAAAAGUGCUCAUUGUCGAUUCAGUUGGGAAUGUGUUCCUGGAGGAGGAGUCAGAGGAUGGUGAGCGCCAGGAAUUCUUGCUCGACCUUGAAGAGAUCCAGCGCCCGACCUUGCGUGAUACUAUGAUCUUCAAGCUGCCUGGGUGGGUGUAUCGCAAGAUCAUUGGCCAAGUACUUGGAACGUCUAGUACCGUGGCUGUGUCAGAUGACGAGCAAGUCGAUACUCCAGAGCAGUCGGACCAAGCUAGCUCGGCUGUAUCUUCAAGGGGCGCGGCUUCUCAGCGAAGAGGCAAACGCUCGCAACGUUCUUAA
Messenger RNA from Aspergillus mulundensis, 1173 nucleotides. RefSeq names its product putative endoplasmic reticulum DnaJ domain protein Erj5. Bases 1 to 1173 code for a protein of 390 amino acids. Gene Ontology annotation, cellular component: endomembrane system. The transcript has 3 exons. Lineage: Eukaryota; Fungi; Ascomycota; Eurotiomycetes; Eurotiales; Aspergillaceae. The record is from RefSeq and is a predicted model, not a curated record.